CGGCCAACUUCAGCUAACUAUAUUAGUCAUCGCUGAAACUUCCCUUCAAAAGUAUUAUGAGCGAACAAUCGCCAUUGCAUUACCGACUGCAUCAUUCCACCAUUUUUAACUUACAAGCUUGUCAACUCGAAUGGCUCGAAGUAAAUAUUAUUUCGAGUCCUAAUUUUUGUCAACAAAAAUGAAUAACAUCGAAAUAGAAGAUUUUUAUCAUCACGAUUUCACGACUGCUACAGAAUGGGAAGUUUUUAUUGCACGUUUGGAAGAAAUUAUGCACGAGUGGAAAGUGUCAGACAAAAGAAAUGGUCCAGCUUUGAAAUCCGGUGAUUUUAUUCAUUCUCAGUGGAAAAAUAAUAGGGAAAACAUUAAUUUUGCAGAUGUUGAAUUUACAUUCAAACACUUCAGGCUUAUAUUAGAAAAUGAUGAAAGUAAGGAAAGUCCAUUGGAAGAUGAUGAUGAGAGAACCGAAUGUCAGAAAGAUAUAUUUGAUUCAUCGAAUGAUUUUGUUCGUAUUGACCAAGAACAUUUAGAAAUAGCACCUUAUUUUGGAGUCAGAGAAUUUCUUGUUUUGGUUCCGGGAAAAAGACAUUCUAUUAUAGAAGAGACACGUAUGAAGAUUUUAUUAAGUUCCAUUACAAUUGCUGCUAAUAAUACGAAUUGCGAAGUACCUAUCUUUGUGCAAGUGCAAGAACCAUGGCAAAAAAUGUAUCUUGGUACAAGUGUUGGUAGAGGCAGUUCGGUUAACUUCGAGAUGGUACAUCUGAAGAAGAUACCACCGCAUUGUAAAUAUCUUACUGGUUUACUUGCCGUAUUCAAACAGAAGAUCACAGAAGGCUGUGGUGUGAGGUUAGAUCCAGUAUUAGUUUCAGUAAGAUUUUCAUAUUUAUUGAGGGAUUGGACAUGCAGUACUUGGACACAACAGCCUCCUGAUUUUGAUUUCAUGCAAGGAGAGACGCUUGGUGUAGCUGAAUUAGGAAAGCUUCCAUUUGGAGCAACUUUUGAUCCUAUUGGAGAACUUCAUUUGUAUACCACCUGGCCUAUAAUGUCAGAGCACGUUGUAGUAGAUAGCGAAGGAUUCACUGACUUAGAACCACAGUUAGCACCAGAGUGGUCUGUUCAAGUUACAAUGGUACCUUCGCCUGCUUGUUUGCUUGGAGAUUAUUUAACAGAUUUUCUACAUCUUUGUAAUGAUCAAAGAGGCAUGGUUGAUUUAUUAGGUGAUAACGCUAUGUUUCUUGGCGACGAUGAGAGCAAUUUGAGUGCUGCAUUUAGUAUAUUAAGUGAAUCAAAAAUUCCUACAAUUUCUUCGGUCAUCGGUAAAGGAAACACGAAGAAACCAAAGAAUGUUGAAGGUCCUAUUUCUGAAGAAAUAUUGUUACCUAUAUUGUAUUUUCUUUUCCCCGAUACUGAAGAUAAUCCUAAAACACCAUACGGAGAUAUGAGUAUGUAUUACGAAGAGGAACAGUGGAAAGGAGUGAAGACUUGUAUAAUUGACAGCUUGAUAUGGCGUCUUGCAGUCGUAGCCGCACAUUGCACACAUAAUUUAGGAGGAGCCACAGCAUUAGCUCAACUUUGGCACGAGUUCGUUAUGGAAAUAAGAUUUCGUAGAGAAUCGGAUAUACUUAUACCAGGAAUUGCUCCUGGUUUUCCAGACUCCGUUAGAACUUGUUUGUUACAUCAAAAGUUACAGAUGAUGAAUUGUUGCAUCGAAAGAAAGAAAGCUAGAGAAAAUUCGAUUAAUAAAUCACAGAGUGUAGAAUACGAAGACUUUGAAACAGAGGAGGAAGAAUUUUUUGAAUGUACAAGCGAAGUAUUAGAAAAUGCAGGAACGAAUGCACAAAUAAAAGCAAAACAUUUAUUAUGGAAUAAACCAGCUGGAAGAUCCGCGAAACAUUCAUCAUUGAGACUAUUACAAACAGGUGAUCCUCUUUAUUUACCUGUAACGCAAGAUCCUGUUCCAAAAACGGAAGACCAAUUGGAAGAAGACGCUCAAGUAAUGAUGCAGCUGGGAACCGACAAAAAUGCGUCGGAAAUGCGAGCUCGUAUGAUGAGCGCUUCGUUGCUUUCCGACAUGGAAUCUUUUAAAGCUGCUAAUCCAGGUGCAAUAUUAGAAGACUUCAUUAGAUGGUAUUCUCCUCGUGAUUGGAUUGAAGAUAAGGGAACCAAUGAAUGGGGUCAACCAAAUGGUCAUCUCUCACCAAGAAUGUUAAUUCCUGAGAAUGCAUGGUCAACGACCUGGGCCUCAGCCCAACCUGUACCAGCUCAUCGUCAAAAACGAUUAUUCGAUGACACGAGAGAAGCUGAAAAAGUUCUUCACUUUCUAAGCUCCAGAAGACUCGGCCAAGUCGCCAGACUUCUUUUACCAUCAUUAACGCACGCCGCGCUUUAUACUUUGAAUUUACAAAAACAAGAGGCCUUGCCUAAUUUACCGGACGUUGCACAAAGUAUAUUAAACAAGUUGCAAUACGUUACCAAACCGCUUCAUCAAAAAUUACAGCUCUACGAGGAAAUAACACGCGAUAUCGAAGGCGUAGAAGCUUUAGUCGCGCAGGUCAACUCAUUGCAAUUGAAAUUAGGGGGAAGCGAUGAUUCUAAAGAAUUUACAUCAUUUUUAAUAGAAUUAAUGAGAGGAAAGGAAGUUGCUGUACCUGAUGGAUCAAGAGGAAAUAUUGGGGCUCGUAUAAUGUCAAUGUUUCGAGAUGCUCAGAAAGCUGCGCAUAUGAUGACCACGGUAGGUACAAGUCAUGAAGCGGAUACAAAUGGAGAUGGCAAAUACAAAACAUUCCCAGAACCAUCCUGGAAAGAAUUUAUUUUACGAGCUAUCACUCCUAGACCUUCGGUGGUUUCAUCGUUACAACCUCAAAGGAUGUACGCGUGCCUCCAUCGAGAUUCCAUUCGUUUAGCUGGCUCAUUUUCAGAGGACACUGUAUUUAUAUAAUUCAUGAUGAUUGAAAAGAGCUAAUUGAGCAUGCAGACGUAAGACUGGAUCUUUAUCGGUGUCUCUUAAAUGUAUUAAAACA
Molecule: messenger RNA, 3017 nt
Organism: Polistes dominula (European paper wasp)
Lineage: Eukaryota; Metazoa; Arthropoda; Insecta; Hymenoptera; Vespidae
Gene: Rab3GAP1
Product: RAB3 GTPase activating protein subunit 1
Biological process (GO): positive regulation of GTPase activity
Molecular function (GO): GTPase activator activity
Source: RefSeq, a predicted model, not a curated record